Sardina pilchardus (European sardine) is the source of this 3243-nucleotide messenger RNA. RefSeq names its product UPF0450 protein C17orf58 homolog. Gene Ontology annotation, molecular function: protein binding. The transcript has 5 exons. NCBI's taxonomy places the organism in Eukaryota, Metazoa, Chordata, Actinopteri, Clupeiformes, Clupeidae. Bases 13 to 1185 code for a protein of 390 amino acids. The record is from RefSeq and is a predicted model, not a curated record.
CAUACUUCCACAAUGACCGGAUUACUUUUGCUCCUUCUGAUCGUCUUUGCUUUCUCUACGGCGGAGGAACACACUGUAAAUGAAUUAUUCUCAUUAAUUGGGACAACGCCAGAAAAGACAGGGCAUGGCGGACAGUCAGAACCACCACAGAACGACAGCAGAGUAGGUGGAAAGGACCUUGCAUUACCCAUCAACGAGCUGCUUGGACAAAACAAGAAAUCCGGGGACCCCAAAUACACACUUCACCCCUUACCUGCGGGAGUGUGGCCAAAGCACACCGACUUGGUGCCUAUUCCUCGGCUGGGGCCGCACGGCAAAAACAAGAAGGCUUCGAAAGCGGACCGUUUACCAGUUGAGCACAACAGUGAGAAGAACCGAGGGGACGGACGCGGUCACAUUCCUAUUCUGCACCCCAAAAUCACACCUAUUACCGUGAACCGUACUCACAAAAACGUACCGGAGAGUGAACAUCAUUCUAAUAACAAUCCACCACCAAGUGACACUGACAACAACCACAAUUCAAGGUCUCGUAACACGCAACCGACCUCCAACACGCGGAAAGACCGAGACCCCCCAAACCGGCGUCUUGACCCCGAGGAGAACCGUCCCGGGAAGUCUAGUCUCACGACCGGGGGCAAUCUAAACAACACCCGACCCUUUGUGCUGUACAACCGCCGCUCCUCCAGCUUGCUGUACCACUUCGACAUCCUUAAAAGAGAGUCAGACUUCAGUCAAGAUGCCGUCUGUUUGAGUGAAUGCAGAAAGGAGAGAGAUGAGAGGGAACAUUACUGUUACAGCGAGUUUGCCAUCAACGGCAUUGUUCACGACAUUGAGAUCCUGCGGAGAGGAAUCCGGCUCAUCACCCUCCUGGUGAACAGCGAUGGCUUCUACAAGAUGAGCCGCCUGUACGUCACCCCCGACAGCUACUUUUUCAAAGUACGCAUCCUAGUUCUGGACACCUUCAAGUGCUCAAAACCCUGUCCAGACUUCAAACUGGGGAGCAGGUAUGUGGUCAUGGGGCAGAUCUACCACCGGCGCCGCCACCUGCCCAGUGACCUCCUGGCCAUCGUCGGGGGCAAGCUCAAGCCUGGCGACGGCCUGCUGCGGAGCAGCAACUACGUCAAGAGGUACAACAAGAGGAGGCACCAGAAGACCCAGGAGGCCAUGCGCUCAAAGUGCCGGUGAGCGGAGCCUCUUCACCAGCGCCGCCAACUGCACAGGAGGACUCAUUGCAGCUUUGGUGUAGAAAAAAAACAGACUUUUGGUCCUUUUAAAAACACAAAAUCCAUCAUAAUCACACAAUAUUGUCUGAAAGGAGACAAGGGAACAUGUCUCAAUGCUUGUUUGAGCAUUAGUAGUUGACUCUAAGCCAGAGGUUUCGCUUGCUGUAAAAUGCUUGUUUUGUUGCUUGACUUCUUUGGGAGAAAACCUGGUGGAGUAGACAGUUUGAGUGACAACGGUCCGACACAACAUUCAGUUUUGCCAUCAUUCAGUUUACUCUUGUAAGGUUUUAGGUUUUGUAAGGUUUUAUUUAAAAACCCAAAACUUUUCAGAUCACAUUGAUAUCCAGGUAUUUAAAGGCAUUAUUGUAAGGAUAUUCAAAGAGAUAAAACAACAACAGUAACACUUUCCAGAAAUAAUGUAAUAUUUUGGCUUGCUCCCCCCAGGAAGGAAGAUCUUAUGUUUAAGUAAACAUGGAGCAACAAAAACUCUAUCCUAAUGUCCAGCUUUUCCAGAUGCUUAGCCCAGGUCACUCUCUGAAUGUAGGCUAUUAUUUUAUACUUUGGAGGUAUUAGUAUGCGUUAUUAGAGGUUACUUGAGACUUCUAAGGCGAAAGUUGGACUGUGGGUGCCUGGUGGUGGGGGAAGAUUCUCUGGUCACACCCCUGUUGGUCUGAGGGGAGCUGGGAAUUCUCUUGCAGAAACAACAAAGCUCUCUUAUUUAUUCCUGUCAAAAUGCUGUUGCCUUCUGCUUUUGGUUUUUCUUUUUACGCCUCCUAUCAGAAUCCAGGAAAUGCACUGUUACAUUAGAGGAAAGUGUGUGUGUGUGUGUGUGUGUGUGUGUGUGUGUGUGUGUGUGUGUGUGUGUAUAUGUGUCUGUCUGUGUGUGUGUGCAUGUGUGUGUAAAGCUGUGUCUUAAAGGAGGAGUAGGAGGGCAAAGAGGACUCUAGGUGAUGGUGAUGGCGAUGAGAAUUGGACAAGCCCGAAAGUGGUGGCAAAAAAAACAUCCACUGAAAUACAACUCCAUUUCGCAAGAGGGUCCCUUUCGACAACAUGUAAUGUAGUGGCCACCUUGAAAUGUUCACCCGCGAGAAAAAACUCGACCUCAAACGCAGAUGGAAAGAGAGAGUGGGGAGGUUAUGGGUGUGUGUGUGUGUGUGUGCGUGUGGAGGGGGCACAACUGUAUUAAGGGUGUGUGUGUGUGUGUGUGUGUGUGUGUGUGUGUGGAGGAAGGCCGUAAAUCUAAUCUAGGUGUAAUCUGAUCCCCUCUGCACCUGGCCGCUUGAAGGCAAGCGAGGGGAGGGGGGUAAAGAAACCAUCCAGGGGCUUUGGGGCCAAGCAGGGAAGGGAGAGGUAAUGCCACCUACGGCACCAUGUUUGUCCUCGUCCCCCGCCUACCCAACGCCACCACCACCACCACCACCCCAUUCCCUCUCUCUCACACGCUCUCACAUGCACGCGCACACUCUCUCUCCCUCCCUCCCUCCCUCCCUCCCUCCUGCACAAAGAAACCCUUCGGAGCUCAAAGGAGGUAUUUGAGUCGAGGGAAACCGGAGGGAAGGGGAGAGAGAGAGGGAGGGAGAAAGAGAGGUGAAGAAGAAGGGAUGGAUGGAGGGAGUGAUGGAGAGAGAGAGAGAGAGAGAGAGAGAGGAGGGUUAUGUAAAUGGCAUGGGGAGAGGUGGAGGUGGGGGGAGAGGAAGGUGAGAGUGAGAACCAGAGCCUUUUGCCCUGUCCGCCCCCUGAGGCCAUAAGGGCUUUAAUCGCAAGAGGAAAGGAAAAGAGAGGAGAGGGUUGGGGCUCCAGCAGCCUUCGUCUCCCUGGCAUGGAGGCCACGGUCCCGGGCGUCCCCUCGCUCCCCGGGCGUCCCCUCUCGCUCCCCUGGGCCAGAUAGGAGCCCGUGCUCCCGGGGGGCUAUGGAGCUCGUCAUUUGCACUGCGGCUGCACACGUUGAUUUUUUUAUUGUAAAAUGAUAUAUGAAUAUAUAUAUAUAUAUAAUAAUAAUAAACGUUUAUGGUUUCUUCUU